Molecule: messenger RNA, 940 nt
Organism: Carassius gibelio (silver crucian carp)
Lineage: Eukaryota; Metazoa; Chordata; Actinopteri; Cypriniformes; Cyprinidae
Exons: 6
Coding region: 233-940 (235 amino acids)
Source: RefSeq, a predicted model, not a curated record
UUUAAAACCCAACGGCACUUUUAAGAGCCAACCUCUAUCUCUUUAUUUUCUAUAUCUUACAUCCUCUCUGUUCUUAAUAUCUAUAUUUCUGUCCAUCUCUUCAAACUUUAUCUGUCUCACAUCUAUUGCUCUUUCUUUUCUCCCGGUCUGUCUUUGUCUACCUGUCUUACCCAUCUUUGUCAGUCUGUCUGUCUGUCUGUCUGUCUGUCUGUCUGUAUCUGACUGCAUUGCAAUGGCCACCAAGCAUAAACUUGAUUCAAAGGAUCCCCACUACAAAGAGGGGAGACGCAUGGCUCUGGAGCUGAAACAUGAACACAUUUUAGCUGAAGCCAAGAGAGCAGCUGAUGAGAGAAAACGUGUACGAGACCCUCCACACACCUCUAAAAGGGACUCUGUAGGACGUGGUAAGCCGAGGGGAAGGCGAGGAGGGCGACGCCAUGCCUCCGCUACAGCCACAUAUCCCACGUUUGAGUGCUCCCUUUCAUCCAGUGUUGAGGUUCCUUUUACUGCAACCUCAACUAAACUAAAUCCUCAAGAGGAAUUUGAAAAAAAUAUGGAGAGGCUCUCUGACAUUUUGGCGUCAUGUCCUUCUGCUGGUCAGCCUCAAAGUAGCUCUGCAUCAUCAUGGUCUUUUCGGCAACAGAAAGCCUCAGAGCGCUGGAAAGAAGCAAGACCAUACCACCUAAAAUGCCUUAUUUCAAAAGAGGCUGUUGGUCAUCCCCUGUGUGGCCUUUGCAACAAGCCUGCUGUUAUUAGGUGCAGAGAGUGUCUUCCUGAGGAGUGGUUCUGUGGGGACUGUGAUGUAUUGCAUCACAAAAAACAGCCACUCCACAACAGGGAAUGCGUGAUUCGUGGUUUUUUUGAAGCCAUUCCUUCAACCACAUGCAUCAUCAAAGGGGAAGCUGGAUUUUGCACCCAUGAGCAAGACAGUUACAGAUAA